Perkinsus marinus ATCC 50983 is the source of this 309-nucleotide messenger RNA. RefSeq lists its product as hypothetical. NCBI's taxonomy places the organism in Eukaryota, Perkinsozoa, Perkinsida, Perkinsidae. The transcript is spliced from 4 exons. The record is from RefSeq and is a predicted model, not a curated record. The coding region runs from base 1 to 309 and encodes 102 amino acids.
AUGGGUCGCGGCAACCACUUUGUUCGUUUCGCUCGUGCCAGAGGAGCCUCCAGUUGGGCUACCGAGUACAAUCGUUGCUUUACCUCCGCUGUUAGUCGUAAUGUGGUGGCGGUUAUGGGCGAGAGCCCUGCCCAAGGGUUUGCCGAACAGCGCAGAGGAGGAGAACUGAUCAUGGGUCAAGCCUUGUCCGGUUCGGAUAGCCAACUUAUGGAUGGUGUGGAUAUGGAGGACCUUACGGAUGAACAGAUUGUAAGCUGGAAUAUGAUAACUGGCUUCGGUCCCGGCGUUGGUUCUGUGCCCCCAGAGUAA